AAAUUUCUUCACGAUGGACAGUCUUUUGGCGCCGAUCCAAGAAGCCCUGGAAGGACAAAUCGACUUCCAGGGUCAGCGCAUUGCAGAGCUCCUUUCUACCGUCCUUCUGAUCAUCUCGGGUGCUCUGGCGUUCAUUGUUGGAUACAUCUUCCAAGACAUCCACCUAACCCUCUGGGUUGGACUGGCGGGCGCAUUGGUUACUGGGUUGGCUGUCAUCCCACCUUGGCCUAUGUACAAUAAGAAUCCCGAAAAAUGGCUGGUUCCUUUGACGGCGGGCGUGGGAGGUACAGGAGUCGUGAUAGAUGGAGUUAGAGUUGCGUGAGGCAGAGCUUUGGGCUUUGAAGGUGUUAAUUUGAUAUCCUGGAAUCGAUCACAACUUGUCCGCUUGCACAUACACAACCCAAACCUGUAUGGAUUUUUAAAAAGCCGAUGCUGAGAACUGCGAAACGAACCACAAACGCCAUAAAGAGCCCUCCCUUCGGGUUCUACCCUGCCGGGAUACUGUAAGACAUGGAGGUGACCCGCCCAUAAUCGAACCCUGCAAUCUUGGACAUGUUUUUUACCGGCCGUAUU
This is a messenger RNA of Aspergillus ibericus CBS 121593, 573 nucleotides long. Its product is annotated as signal peptidase complex subunit 1. Gene Ontology annotation, biological process: protein targeting to ER. Gene Ontology annotation, cellular component: endoplasmic reticulum membrane; signal peptidase complex. The coding region runs from base 14 to 322 and encodes 102 amino acids. Lineage: Eukaryota; Fungi; Ascomycota; Eurotiomycetes; Eurotiales; Aspergillaceae. The transcript has 3 exons. The record is from RefSeq and is a predicted model, not a curated record.